AUGGAGAGCGACAGGAGCACCACGACUCGCAAGCCGCAGCGGAAACAGAGCGUCACCUGCUCUGUAAGUGCAAUUGUCGGGCUUCAAGUUUUGUCUGCCGCAGGAUUCGGUAUCAUGAGCCCAGUAUUAUCGAUUGUUAUGACGGAGUAUUUUGCCAGACUGUAUCGGGAUGGCUUACCUAUUGACUGCGGAGCCGAUCCGCACGACGAGGCAUGCGUUGCUGGUUCGCGCCAGGCUGCUUGGCUGUCGAGUAUUUUCUCGGCUGGAGGAUGUGUGGGAAGCCUGAUUCUGUCGCCGAUGCUAGGUCAAGCUUCGGAUAUCUAUGGACGCAAGCCUUUUCUAGUGCUGAACCAGAUCUUAAGACUGGGUGUGCCGUUCUCGGUCAUGUACUUCAUGCAGCCAGAUGGCUCCAUUACGCCGUAUUUCGUGCUGAGGCUGGUCGACUCGGGCUUUGGAGUGGCUGGUGUCAUGAGUGCUGCUGUCGCGGAUGUAGUCGCUCCUGAGGAUCGUGCUGCUGCGUUCGGGGUUCUCUUUGCGAGUCUCUCUGUAGGCUUUUGCAUUAGCGCUUUCGCUGCGCCAUUCUUUUCAAGGGAACACAUUCUCCAGAUCGCGGCUGCUCUCUUUGUACUUCGUGUCGUAUGGGCAGUUUUCCUUUUACCCGAGACGCUCCCGAUUCGAACACACACGAGUAAAACCCGAUGGGUAGUGGAGAACCCAGUCAGCUCUAUGGCUAUUCUCUUCCGAGACCAAUUGUUUAUGCGGUUAACCUGCUUGAUCGCGCUGACUGCUUUUGUCAUGAACGGAGUUUUCCAGAUCCAAUCUUUUUUCCUCAAUACUAUUGUAGGGUUUGACGUGAAAGAUUUCGGUAACCUAAUGCUUGUUGGUGGCAUCUUAGCGUUACUCGGACAGGUUUUACUACUGAAACCUUUAGUGAGCUGCGUCAAAGAGAAAGGAGUGAUUGUCAUCGCUCUAGUUGCCAGUACGAUAGGCACAUGUGGUUUUGUCGCCAUCGCCUAUUACCCCCGCAAGUGGCUGGUGUAUGCAUUAACCAUCGUCGGCUGCAUCAGUGAUCUCUCCUUUCCAGCUAUUUCGGCGCUCAAGUCAAUCAAUGCGUCGGAAAAGGAGCAAGGGCGUUUGCAAGGCGCAAUUUAUGGUGCGCGGUCGAUUUUUGAAGCGCUCGGGCCCGUGAUCUUCUCCUCGCUGUAUGCUUCUAUGACACGUCAAUCUGUCUGGUCUCAAGCGCUUCCGUUUGCGGUGGCAUCGAUCAUUUAUUUUAUUGGAAUCGGAGUGGCGAUAUCGUUGCCCGCUGGAAAAAACCCUCUACCUAGCAAAAACGUUGCAAAUUCGGCUCCUUUGUUGUCGCCAACGUAUGGAGAGUCACUGAUGUCCAUGUACUUCGAGACUGAUGACGACGAUGAUGAACUAGAAGACGAUGACUAUGAUCGAGUGGCUUAUGCAACGAAAGCGAAUAUGGACGAUGAAGAUUUUCUUGCUGAGCCACUGCUCAAUACAGCUGCAGCGAAACAUGUGCACUUUAAUGUCUGA
This is a messenger RNA of Phytophthora nicotianae INRA-310, 1545 nucleotides long. RefSeq lists its product as hypothetical. The transcript is spliced from 9 exons. The record is from RefSeq and is a predicted model, not a curated record. Gene Ontology annotation, biological process: transmembrane transport. Gene Ontology annotation, molecular function: transmembrane transporter activity. Bases 1 to 1545 code for a protein of 514 amino acids. NCBI's taxonomy places the organism in Eukaryota, Oomycota, Peronosporomycetes, Peronosporales, Peronosporaceae.